AGAACUUGCUCUUGGUAGUGAAAUGCCGCUCUCCUUCUCACUCUGCAGAGAAGAAAAGGGGAAUUUUUUUUUUUUUUUUAAAGAACAGAGCUUUGUGUUCUAAUGGGUCGUGUGUGAAUUCUUCAGUCAAGCCAAAGCAAAGCCUUCAUGCUCACACCUUUCAAUUCCCAACAACAAUGAACUUCAUAUCUCAACAAAGUCUAACCGAGAAGGGAAUUCUUUUAUGGCACCUGCUUCACCCAAAAAUGACAGUUCAGUCUUAGUGUUGUUGCCGUGAAGAUCUAUUACUAAACUAGGUUUUUGAGAUAUUUGGAGUUUUUAUGCUCUGUUUUUAUCUGGGUGCUUUGGCUUUUGGCUCGUUUGGGUGACUAAGAUAUUUUUGAGAGAGUGGGAUUAUCAUGGAGGAAGUUGAAGACGCUAACAGGGCAGCCGUUGAGAGCUGCCAUAGAGUUCUGGGUUUGUUGUCUCAACCCCAAGAUCAGGUUCAGUGUAGGAAUUUAAUGGUGGAAACUGGAGAAGCGGUGUUUAGGUUCAAGAGAGUUAUUUCUCUUCUAAAUUCUAGUUUAGGUCAUGCAAGAGUUAGGAAACUCAAGAAAUUAAUGACCCCUUUGUCCCAAAGCAUCCUUUUAGAUAACCAACAUCAUAGGACGGAUCUUCCCUGCAAGAAUUUUCAGUUUGUUCAAUCCAGUAGUUACCUUGAUGGCCACCCAAUUCAGGAACUGGGUUCAAAUGCUAAGAAUUCCCUUUGUUUUGAGGCCCCAUCCCUGGAGCUCAGUUCAAAUGGGAAAAAUCCUCUUCACCUCGGCCAACAAACACCAUCAAUACAUUAUCAGUUCCUUCAGCAACAGCAACGUUUACAGCUCCAACAGCAGCAGCAAAUGAAGCAGCAAGCUGAGAUGAUGUUUAAAAGGAGCAAUAGUGGGAAUAUUCUGAACUUUGAUUACUCUAGCUGUACUCCUACAAUUUCAUCUGCUAGAUCUUUCAUAUCUUCCUUGAGUAUAGAUGGUAGUGUGGCUAAUUUAGAAGGAAGUGCAUUUCAUUUGAAUGGUGCCCCUCGGAAUUCGGAUCAGAGUUCACAGCUACAUAAAAGAAAGUGUUCUGGAAGGGGAGAAGAUGGGAGUGUGAAAUAUGGAAGCAGUGGAAGAUGCCAUUGCUCAAAAAAGAGGAAACAUAGGGUAAAGAGGUCAGUCAAGGUACCUGCUAUUAGCAACAAGCUUGCUGAUAUCCCUCCUGAUGAUUAUUCAUGGAGGAAGUAUGGACAGAAGCCAAUCAAGGGUUCUCCUCAUCCUAGGGGAUAUUAUAAGUGUAGUAGCAUGAGAGGUUGUCCUGCUAGGAAGCAUGUUGAGAGGUGCUUCGAAGACCCAUCCAUGCUCAUCGUUAGUUAUGAAGGUGAACAUAACCACCCCAGAAUACCAUCACAGACUACAAACGCGUAAUCCUUACAUGCUGUUUUCGAGCCUCUGACCGUUGGAUUAGGUAAACUUAUAUAUGGAUGGCCUCUGUACAUAUUUUCCCUUUUCUGUUAAAAGAAGAAAAAAAAAAGUUUUCCUUCUUUACUCUGUGGAGUUGGCUCUUCAAAAACUUCUUAGCAGUUAGGUCAAUGAGCUGGAAUCAUAGCACCCACCAGAGGAAAAUGUAGAAUUGGGCUUUACAUUGUAACAACUUUUUCAUUUUCCAUGAAGCAAAGCUUGAAGCAGUUCUUCCGGAUA
Manihot esculenta (cassava) is the source of this 1709-nucleotide messenger RNA. RefSeq names its product probable WRKY transcription factor 21. Gene Ontology annotation, biological process: regulation of DNA-templated transcription. Lineage: Eukaryota; Viridiplantae; Streptophyta; Magnoliopsida; Malpighiales; Euphorbiaceae. The coding region runs from base 399 to 1436 and encodes 345 amino acids. The transcript has 4 exons. The record is from RefSeq and is a predicted model, not a curated record. Gene Ontology annotation, molecular function: DNA-binding transcription factor activity; sequence-specific DNA binding.